UACAUAUAUAAGAUAUAAGAUGUUUCAUUUUGGUUCAAUUUAUCUUUUGCUUGAUAGUGAGAAGAGCACAUCAUUAUUGGUUGGUUGAUGCACAACGCUGACUUUCUUUUCAACUAAAUGGGUGAUAAGGAGGGUCGAACAGCACCAGAGGAAAAUGUACUUCAUUUCUCCAGCCUCGAAGGUAGUAAGGAAGCCAGGAAUUCAACACCAAUAAUUCGCGUGGGCUUUGCUACUCCCGAGCACUUAGGAAUUGGAAACGACGUAAAUUUACCUUCUAGCAAACCGAAUAAAAAACCCAAUGAGCAUGGGAUAACCGGGGGCUCAGUUGCUUCCACUAAGAAUACAAAUGAACAUGAAGAAAAUAUGCGACAUGGAAAGGAUUUUGUGGAUGCAUUAAAUAAAGAUGAAACAGAUGCUGCGAAGAGGAUGAGUCCUGAACACGAGGAAGUUGGUAACGAAAGUGAAAAAGUUGAUUGAAGAUCCGAACAUAGAUCGGACUUGUAAACAAGACGAAACUUUAAACCUUAAGCUGGCUCGUUCGCACUUAGUUUCUAGUUAUUUAUGUUCAAUUUUAGUUAGCUACUUCCGAAUUCUUUGAUGUAUAAGAGCACUUAUUUGAACACUAGAAAUUUAACUAGUAAACUGAAUAACUUACUAAUUCACUGUACUCACUUUAUUUAUUAUUGUGCUUCUAAAAUGA
This is a messenger RNA of Dendronephthya gigantea, 700 nucleotides long. RefSeq lists its product as uncharacterized. The transcript is spliced from 3 exons. Bases 118 to 477 code for a protein of 119 amino acids. Lineage: Eukaryota; Metazoa; Cnidaria; Anthozoa; Malacalcyonacea; Nephtheidae. The record is from RefSeq and is a predicted model, not a curated record.